This is a messenger RNA of Tricharina praecox, 444 nucleotides long. RefSeq lists its product as uncharacterized. Gene Ontology annotation, cellular component: ribonuclease MRP complex; nucleolar ribonuclease P complex. Gene Ontology annotation, molecular function: ribonuclease MRP activity. NCBI's taxonomy places the organism in Eukaryota, Fungi, Ascomycota, Pezizomycetes, Pezizales, Pyronemataceae. Bases 1 to 444 code for a protein of 147 amino acids. Gene Ontology annotation, biological process: nuclear-transcribed mRNA catabolic process, RNase MRP-dependent; intronic box C/D snoRNA processing; tRNA processing. The record is from RefSeq and is a predicted model, not a curated record. The transcript is spliced from 2 exons.
AUGUCCGUAGACGCGCCUAUGCACGACGCCCCUCCUCCGGCCGAACAGCCCGCGAAGCGUCGGAAGCCCCCACCACCCGAAGAAGUGACCAUCCGCGAGCACGACUGGACCUACCUCAACCUGCAAAUCCUUUCCGACCCUUCCAACACCACCACCUCCUCCUCCUCCACUGACAUCCUGACCUGGCGCACAACCCUCACCAGCGCGCUAACACAGUUCCUGGGCAUCACCGGGUCCGCGAUACAAAUCGACAUACUGCACCUCUCGGGCGACGAAGCGUGGCUGCGAGUUCCGCGGGAGAACGCGAAGAAGUUCCAGGCCGCCGUGGGCGGGUAUGUUGGCUCGAGGGAUGGGAGGAGCGUGGGGUUUCGGACGAGGGGUACGGGGGAGUUCUUGAUGGGCGUUGUGAGUAAACAGGCGCAGGAGGGACUGUGGGAUGAGUGA